This is a messenger RNA of Gadus morhua (Atlantic cod), 2204 nucleotides long. RefSeq names its product mitochondrial transcription termination factor 2 (gene mterf2). The transcript has a single exon. Lineage: Eukaryota; Metazoa; Chordata; Actinopteri; Gadiformes; Gadidae. Gene Ontology annotation, biological process: regulation of DNA-templated transcription; termination of mitochondrial transcription. The coding region runs from base 298 to 1422 and encodes 374 amino acids. The record is from RefSeq and is a predicted model, not a curated record. Gene Ontology annotation, molecular function: double-stranded DNA binding. Gene Ontology annotation, cellular component: mitochondrial matrix.
UUACAAAAGGAAAAAGAAAAUCAGUUUCAUAACAAGACAUCCCACACAACUCGGCUUCGACCCCUGAGUAAGGACAUUCUGCAUCCCCCUGCCGUCUACGCUGCUUCUAUAAUCCCAACAUCGAAGUGCUCCAAUUAAUAGCACACCGCUAUCUGCGUAAGUGUGCCACACAUUUAUUUUCUUUGUUGCUAGAGUGUUAGAGUGUAUACACUACCCGGCAACACGUUGCUACGCUACAUGCUUGCUGUCACUGCACCUGCUUUUUCUUAAGAUCAGUGGGCUAAAAACCUUUCUUUAAUGUGGAGGCUGAUCACAUCCCUGUGCCUACGGCAUCCGCGAGGUACAGCGAUUCAAAUACAUGAGCGGCUAUGCACCACGCAACGUGCAGAAGAGAACCGGCAUACAGUGGAAGCGCUAUAUCUACUGUCCGUAGACAUCCAGAAGGUCAGAAAACUGAAGUGCUGGAUCCUGUAUCAAACCCCCACUUAUGUUAAUGAGGUAGCCGAGCUGAUGAGGGAAAUGGGGGCUUCUGGCUCUAUAGUUGCUGGGGUUCUAACUCAGUACCCCGAGGCGGUCCUCUGCCACCCUGAGCAAAUGCAGGCUCAGCGGGACCUGUGGUUGUCUGUGUGUCCAAACCACAGAGAACUUGUUGGCGUCAUUGAAAAAUUCCCUGCCUCCUUUUUCACCUGUGCCAGCCACCACGCCAAUCAGCGUGCCAACAUAACAUACUUCCGCCAAUUGAACCUCAACAAGCGCAUCAUCACGAAGCUGAUGUCUGGGGCUCCCAUGAGCUUCAGCCGACCAGUAGACGACAACAAAAAGAUGAUCCACACCCUCCAGGCAGCCUACCUGGAGCUGGGCGGAAAGGACACCAACGUGAAAAUCUGGCUCCAGAAGCUGCUGAGCCAGAACCCGUUCGUCCUCCUCAAAGACCCGGAGCUGCUGAGGCACAACUUCCACUUCCUGACCCGGAAAGGCUUCACCACCUCCGAGCUGCUGGGCCUCCUCUCCAAGCUCAGGGGCUUCGUCACGGAGCUGAACCCCGACGCCAUGCAGCGCACCCUGGCCUUCUCGCAGCGCACCCUGGGCUGCUCCGACGACCAGCUCCGGCACGUGGUCCUGGACUGCCCGGCGCUGCUGUACCACUCGGAGGUGGUGCUGGCGCAGCGCUUCCAGGGGCUGUCUGCGGUGGGCAUCAGCGCGGCCCAGAUCUUACAGGCUCCCACCAUCCUGGAGCUCACCACGGAGAUUGUGAACCACCGCGUGCAGAGCCUGAGGUCGCACGGCUACGACAUCCAGACCGGGGGGCUGGCGGCUCUCUGUGGCACCAAGAAGGACUUUGAGGCGAGCUACGGGAGGCUGCAGCUACGCAGAGAGAGGCCGAUGUUUAACCCCGUCGCCCCUUUGAGGACGGACGACUGACGGGUCAUGGUACCAGACUGAAUAGGGGGACGGAAAUGUGAUGCUGUGAAUGUAGUCUCUCUGUAUUUAUUUGAAUCUGUGCGCAAGGACAGCUCCAGUGUGGUUGAGAGUCGGCCUGCUUAUUUAAUACCAACAGUUCAUUUGUGAGACAAUUAAAGAGUUCUGAAGGUGAAAACACCUCAAACGUUUAGUGGAGAGAUAUAUCUCCCUGCCAAGGGAUGUAUAUAUUAUUUCAGGUUUUAUAUGUUGGUCCAGUUUUAUGAUAAGCUGAUUUUCAAGUGCAUUAUAUACAGAAGCAUGACUUGCACCCAUGUGACUUGAUUACAAUCUUGUUGUAUUACUAAGUGCAUCUCAGGGAUAAAAUGCAGUGUUCCAUUACAUUGUCAUUUUACCAAUGUUAAAGCCUGUCAGGUUCUGCUUAUUAUGAGUUGUUUAUAGUUAAGAACCGAAAAUACAUUUGAAUUCUAAUAUUCACCAGAUACUCCUUAAACUUGGUUGCCAAUUGUGAGGAAGGCUCAAUGGCAUCCUCCCAGUACAAAUGCAAAUGUUAAAUAUGUCUGUCUGGAAAGUGUUUAACCUCCGAUAACCUCCUGUCCUCUGCCCUCUCCCUCUGCGGUAACACAUGGCACGUGUCAAUAUGAUUGAUGCAUCCUCUAAACCCAGCUAUACACUUAGGAAUAAAAAGGAGCAUCGGAAGUGACUGAAAUCCCCUGACAUGUUUUAUUAUUUUCUGAUUUGAGGCACUUGAAAUAGCAGAAUAAAUAUUAUUUUACAUCAGCUUA